UGUGGAGUCGUGGGCAGUGGGCACACGUCUUGUCGUCGUGAUAAGUGGAGUAUUGGUAAUUGGUGUCUGGAAUGGUAGAUCUCAAUUCACAAGUUAUAAUUUAUUACAUUUUAAAACAUCAAAUACCUGAUUUCUAUCAGUUUUUUAAUAUAAAAAUUUGCUAAUGUCAAUACUCUGUUGAAAUUUUGAGGAUUUUCCGUGACAAUGUGUAGCGUUAACGAAGAAGGUGCUGAAGUCUUCGAAGUACUCAAACCUAUUGAACCAUUAGAAUUAAAAUGUCGUAAAUGUUUAAUCGAAGAUGGAAAUGUUGUUUUACAAAAAAAAUUUGUGUACUGCAAGACUUGUUUUGUGCCUAUGGUUACUCAUAAGUUUCGUGCUACUGUUGGCAAAUCAAAAUUAGUUAAUAGAGGUGAACGCGUUCUAGUAUGUGUAAGUGGCUCCCAAUCUUCAGUAUCUUUACUACAUAUGAUAUGGACUGGACUACAACAAUCUACUUACAAGAGAUUAACAUUUGAACCUGUAGUGUUAUAUAUUGAUGAAAGUGUUUUACACGAUUAUCCCCUUGAUCAAGUGAAGAAAAUUAAAGAACUUUUUGAAAAAUAUGGUUUAACUUACCACAUAGUAAAGUUUUCUGCAGCUGUUUAUUUGGAUAAUUGUUUGAAUAAAGACACUAAUGUUGACCAAUAUAAUGAUAAACUACAAAAUAUUUUUAACAAUUUAUCUGACCUUACAUUAAAAGAAGAUAUGUUAAUGAAACUUCGUAAACGUGCAAUAACAAAAUUAGCUGAUCUGUUAAAAUGUACUCGGAUAAUGACGGCAGAAAACGAACAUAAAUUAUCUAUUCGAUUGCUUUCAAAUGUAGCUCUAGGUCGUGGAUCUCAAAUAUCUUUGGACAUAGGGCUUGCCGUUAAUAAUAAAAAUAAUAACAACACAUCUUUAGUUACAAUUCGACCAAUGAGGAAUCUGUCCGCUAAAGAAAUUUCAUAUUAUGCCUUGUUCAAUAAGUUGGAUGAUUUUAUGCAUUCAAAUUUCUUAACAGCUACUAGUGAAGAUGAAUCGAUACAAAAAACUACGGAACGGUUUGUAAACGAUUUGCAAGUCGAUUUUCCUUCUACUGUGUCCACAAUAUUUAGAACUGGAGAAAAAAUAUCUGAAAAAACAUCAGCUAUAGCUUAUUGUUUAUUAUGCCAAGGCAUUAUGGAAGUCAACGUGUCACCUUCCUCAGCUAUGGAAGCAACUAAGUAUUCGAAAUAUGUUUCGCUAAUGGGAGUUAAAGCAUUAAAACUUAGUUUAAAAGAACUUAAAAAUGAAGAGACCAAUGAAAAAAAUUGUAAUGGGUGCAAAUGUAGAAAUAAACAGGACUUAAAAGAAAAAAUUAUUGAAAGCUUGUGUUAUGCUUGCACACAUAUAAUUCAAGAAUUAGAAUCUUUGGAUGAUUUACCAGAAGAAAUACUCAAUAAAGAAAAAGAAAGAUUGCAAUUUAAAAAAAUGGAAGAACAAAUAAAAGAUUUUUUGUUGUAAGAUUUGUAAUAAAUGGUUAACCUAAGUAUACUAGUAAACUGUA
Messenger RNA from Acyrthosiphon pisum (pea aphid), 1564 nucleotides. It is a transcript of the gene Ctu2, whose product is annotated as Cytosolic thiouridylase subunit 2. Lineage: Eukaryota; Metazoa; Arthropoda; Insecta; Hemiptera; Aphididae. Gene Ontology annotation, biological process: tRNA wobble position uridine thiolation. The record is from RefSeq and is a predicted model, not a curated record. Bases 205 to 1521 code for a protein of 438 amino acids. Gene Ontology annotation, cellular component: cytosol. The transcript is spliced from 9 exons. Gene Ontology annotation, molecular function: tRNA binding; sulfurtransferase activity.